This is a messenger RNA of Lampris incognitus (smalleye Pacific opah), 1499 nucleotides long. RefSeq names its product centrosomal AT-AC splicing factor (gene cenatac). The transcript has 11 exons. Lineage: Eukaryota; Metazoa; Chordata; Actinopteri; Lampriformes; Lampridae. The record is from RefSeq and is a predicted model, not a curated record. Bases 187 to 1245 code for a protein of 352 amino acids.
UGGUAGUGUCCUCCUUCGUCCCUCAACGUUAGCCAAGUUAGCAUACUUUUUCAGUCCGGUAGGUUGUUUUCGGUGGAAUGUGGAAAAGGAAGUCUGGAUUUAUUCGCUUCAAACUUAGUUGACAUAUUUAAUCAAGAUCCGAGACCUUAUCUGUCGUUUGAAGUUCUUGUAUACUUUAAUGGUCAGAUGGGUGCAUUCUACUGCGCUGUAUGCAGACAAACGUCUUUCUCUGGAAAGGGGCACAUCUUCGGAAAAAGUCACCAAAGCAGACUUCGAGUUGCACUUCUCAAAUUCCUGGAAAAGGUGAAAGAGGCCCGCAGAACACUUAAAAAACCACAAGUGGAGAAAUUUGAUUGCACCCAGCACCAACGAACAUUCUGGUGUUAUUGCUGUGGCCUCGAAAUUGAGAGGAACGUCACUGAUGGCAAUAUGACUGUGCUGUAUGGGGGCUUGUUGGAGCACAUGGCCACGCCAGAACACAAGAAGAACACACACAAAUUCUGGUGGGAAAACAAGGCUGACCCCAAGCUGAGGGACAAGGUCAUCAUCACAACGGAAGAGACUGAAAGAUUCAAAGCUGAGGUGACAAAAGUGUUGGACUCUUGUUUGGAAAAGGAAGAUGAAUUUAUCAAACAGCAAGCUGAUGUCAUCCGGGCCCAGGAAAAGCAUCGUCAGGAAGUCCUCCAAUCCCUUGUUGAGUCUGAGGCAGAGUUGGAACUGCCCAACGGAUCCCACGGAUCAGGCACCCCUGUGGAGGAGGCCACCAGCUCUCAUCUUAGGCACCUGGGAUCUGACCAGCAGGCGGGACCGAGCAGAGUAGACCCAAUGGUUGAAGGGCAGUGGGCGGGACCAGGACAAGGCUUGACCUUCAUUGGUUACCAGGACUCAUCAAACAGUGGAAAUGUCCACACAGGAGCUGUCCCCCCCUGGCUUCAGGAUGAUCCUCUAGAGGGAAAAUCCGGGUCAGCAACACCGCCGGAGAUCGGCCCGUCCCUCCAAGACUUCCUCAAACACAAGGAGCAGGAGAAGCUGAGGAAGCUACCGCCGAACAGAGUGGGAGCCAACUUUGACCACAGCUCCCAGACAGAUGCUAACUGGCUUCCCUCUUUUGGCAGAGUGUGGAACAGUGGCCGACGCUGGCAGUCCAGGCACCAGUUCAGAGAAGAGGAGGAGCAGACAAACAGGAAAAAGAGAAAGGCUGAGCCUGGUUUUGACAGGUCGAAGAAAUUAAAAACAUCUAAAUAAGCUAUGCUUAAGACAAAUUCUGUCAAAAGUUCUGGAAUAUGUAAAUACUUAUUGUACAUAUGGUUGUAUUAUAUACACAUUCCAAUGUGUCUUUGAGUUGUUGAAUUGGAGUUUUUGAUCUUUUACUUAGAUAUGCCCCCAUGCAAUGCAGUAUGAAUAUUUAACUUUGAAAAAUAUGUACACAGUAAACAAGCUAAUUGAAUGGCGUCAGCGUUGAUAAUUGUGUUUUAUAACAGCAUUGAAUAAAACAUGCA